This is a messenger RNA of Fraxinus pennsylvanica, 2307 nucleotides long. NCBI's taxonomy places the organism in Eukaryota, Viridiplantae, Streptophyta, Magnoliopsida, Lamiales, Oleaceae. The record is from the annotation of a GenBank genome assembly.
AUGCGAAACCCCGAUCAUCGAUUCUACACAAAGGUGCACCGUAGUGACAGUGCCGUUGCUGAAAUAUUAGCGUCCCUACGAUUUCUUGUCAGUCUCUUUCGAGACGUGGAGAUGGAACUGUCCCCACAACGAACUCUUUACAGUAAGAUUUCUGCAGAGUUUGUCAGCAAUGGAAUGACAGAAGAUACAAUUAACGCCGAAAUAAAUAUUGAGCAGGUAGGAUUAGCAACAAGCCACCCCUUGUACUUAAUUAAGAGGAUUGAGAUUAAAACCCCCACGCUUCCCAUGGGGGUCUGUCAGGACAUGCAAGAAGAUGCCAUGCAUGUUAUGGUCAACGUGGUGACGGUGAUGCUUAUUCGUUCUUUCUCUAUCCAAGAGUAUUUCAGUAUGACUAUGGUAAUGAUCGUGUUGGUCGGUGGUUGUGUUAGUCAAUGUGGUUAUGAUCAUGGUGGUUAUUUUGGUCAAAGUGGUGGUGGCCGCGGUGUUGUGUUGUGUUGCGUUGGUCACUCUGGCGUGUCUCCUAGCCGCGUGACUUCAUCUUCAUUCACAUCGACCUUAGUCACUUCGGAGCUUCAGAUCCACAUACGUGUUUUGUCUUGGCCUAGGCACCUCGACGGUGCAUGUGACGUGCGACUCUCACGAAGCUACGUUGUCAUGUUAAGCACCACACAUCGGCUAUGUUGCAACGGCACCUAUGGAGCAAUGUCUCGCGCGAAGCACCACAUUGCGGCGCUGCAUGAAGCACCACCACUGCGCCAUUGUCGCACGCUGAUUUCUGGGAUGGAGAGGUUUGCAUUCAAAGGGGUGGCUUCAAAUAUGGUAACUUAUUUAACUGAUGUUAUGAAGAUGAGCAAUUCAUCAGCUGCCAAGACUGUUAAUAGUUGGGUGGGUUUUACUUCGAUGCUACCGUUGAUAAUGGCCACACUAGCAGACUCUUACUUGGACAAGUAUUCUACAAUCUUAGCCUCUUCGGUCCUCUAUGUCGCGGGGCUUUUAGCAUUGACAUCAACGGCUAGACGAUGGUCUUGGAAUCCGAUGAGCAAAAUCAGUUCGGCUUCUUCCCUUUCUUGGUCUCUAUACAUGAUAUCACUUGGCCAAGGGGGCUAUAAUCCGUCCUUACAAGCCUUCGGAGCCGAACAACUGGGAGAUGAUGACGGCUUACCUUGUACUAACAAUAAUGACCAAAGUUCCAACAAGAGGAGCUUAUUUUUCCACUGGUGGUACUUUGGUGUUUGUUGUGGAAGCCUCCUAGGUGUCUCAGUAAUGUCAUAUAUUCAAGACACUUUAGGAUGGGGACUCGGAUUUGCCAUUCCCACGAUUGCGAUGGUAGCAUCAAUCGCUAUGUUUUUCUGUGGAAACCGGUCUUACACGCACAAACAAGAGAGGAAUAUCGAUGGCAAGUCAUUUGAAGAAAUCGUUCAGACAGUUAGAGCCGCUUUAUCAAAGAUGAUCAAUCGUUGGAAUAAGCCUACUAACGAUUGCAAUGUAGCCGAACUAGAACUUCAAGAGAAAGCACUCUGUAGUCGAGAUCCUGAUACCAUCGAGGGCUUUGGAGAGAAUUUGGACGAAAGUAUUCAUCCCUUUCGAGCUGCAAAAAAGGUACUACAUCUGCUGCCGGUUUGGCUAAUGCUUCUUAUGUUUGCAGUAAUUUUUCAACAACCUGCAACAUUCUUUACCAAACAAGGAAUGACAAUGAGGAGGAACAUCGGCACAAAAGUCAAAAUCCCACCGGCCGCACUCCAAAGUGCAAUAACCGUGUCGAUUAUUAUUCUGAUGCCAUUGUACGACACAUGUUUCAUCCCUCUCGUACGUGUUUUGACAAGAAACAAAAAGGGAAUCACCGUUAUGCAGAGAAUGGGAAUCGGGAUGUUUCUCUCGGUCAUAGCAAUGGUAAUUGCAGCUGUUACCGAAAGAAAGAGGCUUCUAAUCAGUAAAGAAAUGCCAAAAUCUGAAUUAAUCCCAUUUAGCAUCUUUUGGCUGCUUCCUCAAUACAUCCUCUUAGGCAUUUCAGAUAUAUUCACAGUUGUUGGAAUGCAAGAGUUUUUCUAUUCUGAAGUUCCUGUAAGAAUGAGGACAACAGGAAUUGCUCUGUACACAAGUGUUUUUGGGGUAGGAAGUUUCUUAAGUGCCCUUUUCAUAACUCUCAUCGACUAUUUCACAAGUUCGAGAGGGACCAAAAACGGAUGGUUCUCGGAUGACAUGAAUGAAGCUCGACUCGAUAACUAUUACUGGUUCUUGGCUGUGUCGAGUGCAAUAAGCUUGUUAACUUUUGUGGUUUACUGUAGAUUUCUUAAAAGUAGAACGUGA